AAAGUCUUGCUAUGUUGUCCAGGCUGGUCUCGAACUCUUGGACUCAAGCAAUCCUCUCAACUCAGCCUCCUGAAUUGUUGGGAUUACAGGCUACAGACAAGAGAAAAGCUUUAGAAGAAACCAAAGCCUAUACAACCCAAUCUCUAGCUAGUGUUGCUUAUCAAAUAAAUGCAUUGGCCAACAAUGUACUCCAAUUGCUGGACAUCCAAGCCUCUCAGCUUCGGAGAAUGGAGUCUUCCGUCAAUCAUAUCUCACAGACUGUGGAUAUUCAUAAAGAGAAAGUGGCUCGAAGAGAGAUUGGUAUUUUAACAACAAAUAAGAAUACAUCAAGAACUCAUAAAAUAAUAGCACCUGCAAACAUGGAGCGCCCUGUAAGGUAUAUUCGGAAACCAAUUGACUACACAGUUCUGGAUGAUGUGGGCCAUGGUGUCAAGUGGCUAAAAGCCAAGCAUGGAAAUAACCAGCCUGCAAGAACUGGCACACUGUCGAGAACAAAUCCUCCUACUCAGAAACCACCAAGUCCUCCCAUGUCAGGCCGGGGAACACUGGGACGAAAUACUCCUUAUAAAACCCUGGAACCUGUUAAACCCCCAACAGUUCCUAAUGACUAUAUGACAAGUCCUGCUAGGCUUGGAAGUCAGCACAGUCCAGGCAGAACAGCUUCUUUAAAUCAGAGACCAAGGACACACAGUGGAAGUAGUGGAGGAAGUGGAAGUCGAGAGAACAGUGGAAGCAGUAGUAUUGGCAUUCCCAUUGCUGUGCCUACACCUUCACCACCCACUAUUGGACCAGAAAACAUAUCUGUCCCUCCUCCUUCUGGAGCUCCACCAGCACCACCUCUGCCACCACUUCUCCCAGUGAGCACUGUGAUAGCAGCCCCGGGCUCAGCUCCUGGUUCCCAGUUUGGCACAAUGACCAGGCAGAUAUCUCGACACAACUCUACCACUUCUUCGACAUCUUCUGGUGGAUACAGACGAACUCCCUCUGUGACUGCUCAAUUUUCUACUCAGCCUCAUGUUAAUGGAGGUCCACUUUAUUCUCAAAAUUCAAUUUCUAUUGCUCCACCCCCUCCCCCUAUGCCUCAGUUGACUCCACAGAUACCUCUCACAGGCUUCGUGGCCAGGGUGCAGGAAAACAUUGCUGAUAGUCCAACUCCUCCACCACCGCCUCCUCCAGAUGACAUUCCCAUGUUUGAUGACUCCCCACCUCCGCCGCCGCCACCUCCCGUGGAUUAUGAAGAUGAGGAGGCAGCAGUAGUUCAGUAUAAUGAUCCGUAUGCAGAUGGGGAUCCUGCUUGGGCUCCCAAGAAUUAUAUUGAGAAAGUUGUUGCAAUAUACGAUUAUACAAAAGACAAGGAUGAUGAGCUGUCAUUUAUGGAGGGUGCAAUCAUUUAUGUUAUAAAGAAGAAUGAUGAUGGCUGGUAUGAAGGAGUCUGCAAUCGAGUGACUGGUCUGUUCCCUGGGAACUAUGUUGAAUCAAUCAUGCACUAUACUGAUUAAGUUUUUCCUUUGCUUUUAAAGUAGGUUCUUAUUAUUACUCAGUCAUACUGUGGGACUAUUAUGGUUAACAGAAUUGUCUUAAUAUGUUUUAAAAUGUGCCCAUAUUUUCAGGACAUGCUGUUUUAUUGAUAUAAUUGAAUGUCUACCUAUAAGCAUAAAUCUUUGAGGCAGUUUAUCUAUUGCUAAACAGCAAUUUAUAGAGGCUGUCCAUAACUGAUUAUGCUUAUAUACUUAACUUACACAUUUUUAACUUUAUGACCAGCCUAAAUAUUCUGGGGAAGUGGGGUAUAAUAUUUAACGAAUCAUGAUUCAGAUUGUACCAUUACAUGUUUCAGUGCAGCAUGGUUACUAACGCUAUGUCAGACUAAUAUUAAAAUCAGAAAACUUAAGUGCUGGUGCUGGUCAUACUUUUUGUUUAGAUUCUCUCAUUUUUUUUAAAAAAAAUACUGUUUGUUUAAAGCAUGCAUAAAAAUUUAUGUAUUGAAAUAUACUUAAAAAUUCCAAGAUGCUUCCAAUUUGUGUAGUAUUCGCCUGGAGGACUCAUACUUUAGGUCUCUUAAAAUGAAUCGAGUCUCCAAGUUCUCUUUGUGAAACAAAAGAAGCAAAAAGAUGAUUAUCUGUAAUGUUGUAAUUUGUACCUAAGUUUUUUAAUGAGUGAAAUUUGCAUUAUAAAUUUUUUCCAUUCAUAAAUACAUAAGUGAACCAAAGGUUUUUGUCCUUUCCUUCACUGGUUUGCUUUUAAAAAUAAAGAAAAGAUAAUGAUUUAUUGCAGAAUUAUGGUUCUAUUUUCUCAAUAUAUUAACUUGAAAAAAAAAAUUUAGCCUUAUCUCAAGCUGUUCCAGCAGUCAUGUGACGAAUUAUUGCAGAUUCCAAAUCUGAGCUGGUUAUUUACGAGUUAACCUCCUGAAUUCCUUUUUUAAAGUAACUUUUGAAGCUAAGAAAAUGUAUCAAAGUGUGCAUAUUCAUUCUGUACGCAAAAUUCUUAAGGACUGCCAUAUCCGUCAGUUUUACAGUGGACUGUUGUACACUGGUUCAAUAAAAGGAAAUUAUAAGUAUCUUUUACAUAUUGUAAAAGUGGAUGCAGUUGAUUUGUGAAUAGGUGUUAUUUAAUCCACUACUUGGCAGUAGCAACAUUAAAAUUUUAAAAUAAAAAAUUGGGAAAGAAGGUAGGGUCAUGUAUUAAAUCAGUGAACAGAGAUAUAUCUAACCAACAGAUUUGUAUUGUCUUUUGACAUAAUUGAAAUGCAACACAUGCACUUUGUGUGUCUCCUCUUAUUUUAAGGGAGGGUUAGAUGGAUGUUUUCUCUUCUUGUGUAUAAUUCUACAUUGCUUAGGAUAUUAAAGUAGAAGACUCAAGUGCAGGUUUCUGUGUAUUGAUGAUUUGUUUGGAUUUCAAAUUAGUUAUGUACUGGACAUUACAGACUUAUAAAAGCAUAGUGAAUGGUAAGAUUAGUACAAAACAUUUAUUUCUGAAAAUUAAAGACCAUUAUUGCUACCAAA
Molecule: messenger RNA, 2999 nt
Organism: Carlito syrichta (Philippine tarsier)
Lineage: Eukaryota; Metazoa; Chordata; Mammalia; Primates; Tarsiidae
Gene: ABI1
Product: abl interactor 1
Exons: 12
Coding region: 12-1499 (495 amino acids)
Cellular component (GO): intracellular anatomical structure; lamellipodium
Molecular function (GO): SH3 domain binding; cadherin binding
Source: RefSeq, a predicted model, not a curated record